AUGACUGUCGAAUCACAACAGUACAUCUUUGACACGUUUAACAAGGCAAAUCAGGGCCAUAUUUUCAAAUAUUACAACGACUUAAACACAGAUGAACAAGUUCAGUUCUUGAACCAACUCGCAUCUAUUGAAAACCCAUCCAAAUUAGUGUCUACCGUCACUGAUGCCAUCAAGUAUUCAUCUUCAAACUCAUCAAGUAAGAAUUUUACACAGUUGCCCAAUGAACAAACUGCAUCAACGCUAGACCUCGAUCCAAAUACUUCGCAACAUUGGUCAGAGUUGGGAUUCAAAGCUAUUGCUGACGGUGAAGUGGCUGUGCUUUUGAUGGCGGGUGGACAAGGAACACGUUUAGGUUCAAGUGACCCAAAGGGAUGUUAUGACGUUUCUUUGCCUUCACACAAGCCUCUUUUCCAAAUCCAAGCAGAAAAGGUUCUCAAGAUUCAACACUUGGCGCAAAACAAACUCAAGUUGGCUAAAUUGCCGCAAAUUAUGUGGUACAUUAUGACUAGUGGACCAACAAGAAAAUCAACCGAAAAGUUCUUCAUACAACACAACUACUUUGGUUUGGACCUGAAUCAGGUUAUUUUUUUUAACCAAGGUACGUUGCCAUGUUUUGAUUUAUCGGGGGAAAAGGUUCUUCUUCAAUCAAAGCAUGCCAUUUGCGAAUCGCCCGAUGGAAAUGGUGGAUUAUACAAGGCAUUGUUGAAUAAUGGGAUCUUGGAAGAUAUGAUCAACAAAAAUAUCAAGCAUAUUCACAUGUAUUGCGUUGACAAUGCAUUGGUUAAAGUUGCCGAUCCAUUAUUCCUUGGAUUUGCCAUUGACAGAGAAUUUGAUUUGGCUACGAAAGUCGUUCGCAAAAGAGAUGCCAAUGAAAGUGUUGGGUUAAUUGUUCUCAAUGAUGACACAAAGAGACCUUGUGUUAUUGAGUAUAGUGAAAUCUCACAAGAAUUGGCUGAAAAGAAGGAUCCUCAAGAUGACUCGAAAUUGUUUCUUCGUGCAGCAAACAUUGUCAACCACUACUAUUCAGUUGACUUUUUGGCAAAAAUGAUCCCCCAAUGGAUCUCAUCGCAAGAAUACUUGCCUUUCCACAUUGCUAAUAAGAAAAUUCCUGCGAUCGAUUUAAAGACUGACCAAUUUUAUAAGCCAGAAACGCCAAAUGGUAUAAAGCUAGAACAAUUCAUAUUCGAUGUUUUUACCUCCGUUGAGUUGUCCAAAUUCGGCUGUCUUGAAGUUGACAGAGCCGACGAGUUUUCCCCAUUGAAGAAUGCUGAUGGAGCCAAGAAUGAUACACCAACUAGUUGUAGACAAGAUUAUUUGAAAAGAGGUACAAACUGGGUAAAGGAAAACGGUGGUCAUGUAGACGAAGGAGCAUAUGUUGAAGUUGAUCCAAUGUCCAGUUAUGAUGGUGAAGGGUUAGAGUUUGUUAAAGGAAAAACUUUUGCAAAUGGUGAUAUUGUUUAA
This is a messenger RNA of Lodderomyces margitis, 1461 nucleotides long. It is a transcript of the gene UAP1, whose product is annotated as UDP-N-acetylglucosamine diphosphorylase. Gene Ontology annotation, molecular function: UDP-N-acetylglucosamine diphosphorylase activity. Gene Ontology annotation, biological process: UDP-N-acetylglucosamine biosynthetic process. Lineage: Eukaryota; Fungi; Ascomycota; Pichiomycetes; Serinales; Debaryomycetaceae. The record is from RefSeq and is a predicted model, not a curated record. Bases 1 to 1461 code for a protein of 486 amino acids. The transcript has a single exon.